GUUCUGUAAGCAAUCAGCUACAACCGGAGCACGACGACACUGGGUCUGAGGGCGGAGCUAUCUGUCUUGCUUGGCGUUUCAUUGGCAGGAAAUCUGUCACCUUGCACAGGAAGUCAUUUGUAGAGGUGCAGAGACUACGAAGAGAUUCUCCACAUAGCUGUCAGCUCUUUUACAGGUGCUAGUCCAAAGCUGGGAUAGCAGGGUCAUCUUCUCCAUAUAGAAGGCUUCCCUUGGGCUUCCCAGGAUCUCUGCAAGCGGCUUGUUCUCCCUCUGGCAGCUCUUUCACCCAAAGCAGAAAUGUUGGAGAUACUGCAAGAGUUGCUGCGUGCUUCAGAGAAAGCUGCUUGCAUUGCUCGUGCUUGUAGGCAGGAGGAAACACUUUUUCAGCUUUUGAUAGAAGAAAAGAAAGAUGGAGAGAAAAAUAAAAAGUUUCUCACUGAUUUCAAAACAUUAGCUGAUGUCUUAGUCCAGGAAGUUAUAAGACAUGACAUGGGUGAAAAGUUUCCAGGUCUGGAAAAAAACAUUGCUGGAGAAGAAUCAAAUACUUUUACAAAUGAGCUUGGUGAAAAAGUUGUAGUUCAGAUCUGCCAGACAGAGGAAGAAACUGGCAAACUCCUACAGACUAUUCUUAAUAAUGAGGCUGCAGCUAAGGCACUAGCAAAAGCUGCCCAUGAGGAUGUGGAGCUGUCAGUACCUGCAGUAGACAAUGUUAUUCUGAACAUUCCUUAUAGUAAGAUUGGCAUGUGGGUGGAUCCUAUAGACUCAACUUACCAAUACAUAAAAGGGUUUGCAGAUACAAAAACAAAUAAUGGAAUUUACUCUAAGGGACUUCAGUGUGUGACAGUAUUGAUUGGAGUGUUUCUGACUGAUACAGGACUACCAAUUAUGGGUGUAAUUAAUCAGCCUUUUGCCACAAGGGACAAAGUUACCUUAAGAUGGAAAAGCCAUGUGUAUUGGGGAUUGUCUUACAUGGAUAUCAACAUCUGCUCGCUAAAUUUUUCCACCAGUGCAGGAACAAAUGAUGAGACAAACUACUGUACUUCAGACAAUGGCAGUGCAGCAAGAAAUUCGUACUCAGCUGUCACAAGCUCUGCUGAAGCAAAAGAUAUCCUAAACUCUCUGUCCAGAGUAUGUGGUAAAAAUGUAUAUUUUGCAGCUGGAGCUGGUUACAAAUGUCUUUGUGUAAUCCUGGGUUUAGUAGAUUUCUAUGUGUUUUCUGAAGACACCACUUUUAAGUGGGACUGCUGUGCUCCUCAUGCCAUCCUGAAAUCUCUUGGUGGGGGUAUUUUGGACCUUUCGGAGUAUCUAGAGUCUAUAAGGCAGAGGAAAAGUUUUUCAGAGAGACCUCAUCUUGUUUACAAUGUGCCUGUUAAAGGAGCUGUUGGAGCAGAUCUGUGGGCUAAUACAGGUGGAGUUGUGGCCUACAGAUCUGAUAAACAUCUAGAACAUUUUAUGGAUUUAUUUGUUAAAAAACUUCCUUUGCAAAAUGAACCCUGUUGAAAUAAAAUAUAUUUCUCAUUUUUACAGUAUUGCUUGACUACGUAUUCUAUACUUCUUAUUACAUUUUUCAAAUAAGGGAAUAAAGAAAAGUCGGUAUCGUAUUUUAAGCUCCUAAAUUUACUAUAUUAAUCAAGCUUCUAUUUAGAUAUGCCUUUGCAAAAUUAGCUAUGAUGUAAAAAUGAGAAUAUGAUUUAUUAUUUCACUAUUACAUAACUUCAUAUUCCAUACUUACUAUGUAUUUCAGAAUUUUUAUUACUUGAUACAAAAAAUGGAACAUUGCAGAAAAAUAGUCAAAAAGUGCCCUAGUAUUUUCACUUGAUAAACUGUCUGUAUUGAUAAGGCCCCUGUUUAAAUCAAGGGUGCAGUUUUGAACUCUUUUGAACUUUUAUAGAGAUCAAAAUCCUGUUCAAAAAUAAUGCAGUUGCGUUAUGUGGUCUAUAAAGGUUAUUCAUAUAACAACAUCAGAUCAUAAGAAUCAAAAAAUGCCUCAUUAGACAUAGGCACCUCACUAAGAACACGGUUCAGUCUACUACAUAUAUGUGUAUAUUAUUUCAGACACAAGACUCAAAAUAUAUGAGAAUAUAUUUACUUUAUUACCCUUUUCUAUCUAAUAGUUGUUUUUGUUGUAUUGUUUUUAUUUAUAAUUACUAUAUAAAUCAAAUUAUAUGCAACAACAUAAUAUUCUGUGUAUAAGCAAAAGUUAGAAUAAAGUAAUAUUAAUGCUGAA
This is a messenger RNA of Xenopus tropicalis (tropical clawed frog), 2227 nucleotides long. RefSeq names its product inositol polyphosphate-1-phosphatase (gene inpp1). The record is from RefSeq and is a predicted model, not a curated record. Bases 298 to 1500 code for a protein of 400 amino acids. NCBI's taxonomy places the organism in Eukaryota, Metazoa, Chordata, Amphibia, Anura, Pipidae. The transcript has 7 exons. Gene Ontology annotation, biological process: phosphatidylinositol dephosphorylation. Gene Ontology annotation, molecular function: inositol-1,4-bisphosphate 1-phosphatase activity.